Messenger RNA from Nothobranchius furzeri (turquoise killifish), 6475 nucleotides. The record is from RefSeq and is a predicted model, not a curated record. Lineage: Eukaryota; Metazoa; Chordata; Actinopteri; Cyprinodontiformes; Nothobranchiidae.
GCGCAGCAAAGGUGUUGGUCUGAGAGCCCCCAGUGCGGCAGUCGCAUCUGAAGGUCCUACAGGAAUGAGUGGAAAACACACGGGUUAUUUAAAAGAAACUGUCUGCUUCCGAGCGUGUUAAAUAAUGGAAACGUUGGUGUUUCUACUCCAGCCAAAGAGCGGCUUUUUCCGUCUGAAAUCCUCGGAACCCCGGUUCGGUCCAACGGGAGUCCAUUUCAGCUGAGCAGAAUGGAUUGAAAACACCUAGAGCAGCGACCCAUUGUGCCAGCGCGAGACCGAAGAAAGAUCAAAGCACGGGCCAGUGUGACAGUUUUAGCUGAAAGAGCUCGUGGGUAAUCUGCGAAAAGACAUUUUCACCUCCUCAGUCCACAGCUGCUUAUUGUUUUCCACGGUGGGAUGCUUUCCCGCUGCCGCGUCGCUUCAUAAGGUUGAAAAUAUGGGUGAAGUCCAGGACGACAGGGAUGCGAGGAAGACCUUCGUAGCUCCGGCGGUGAAGUCUUUUGAGCAUUAUGACUUUUCCCGAGCAAAAAUCUGCUGCAGCCUCAGAUGGCUGCUGGCCAAAGCAUACGGGACAGACAGCAUCCCUGUGGACCUGAAGGAUCCCUUCUACACAGACCAGUAUGAGCAGGAGCACCUGAAGCCCCCUGUGGCCAGCCUCCUGCUGUCUGCUGACCUCUACUGCAGGGCUGGCAGCCUGAUCCUGAAGAGCGACGCUGCCAAGCCACUGCUGGGUCACGAUGCCGUCAUCCAAGCCCUGGCUCAGCGUGGGUUGUACGUCACCGACCAGGAGAGACUGGUCACUGAGAGAGACCUGCGAAAGAGGCCUCUGCAAAUGAGUGCUCAUCUGGCGAUGAUUGACACUCUGAUGAUGGCGUACACCAUGGAAACGGUGACUGUGGAGAAAGUGAGGACCUGCCUUCAUCAGUAUUCAUCCUGUGAUCCUGAGGAGGAAACUCGGUACGACACAGAGGACGCGGUGACCAUGUGGAUUAAUAAGGUGAUUGAAGUUCUGAGAGAUGUUGUGGCUCAGGAGCAGAAGAAGAAGGAGACGCAGAGUUCUGAGCAGACUGGGAGUCCUCGGUCUCCUACCAAGUGGUACAUGAAGCUUGUACCUGCACGCUAUCGGAAGGAGCAGGCCUCCACCCAGCCGACUCCCUGGAUCCCCUCAGUGGACAACCUGCUGAAAGACAGCACCGGAGGGUCGGCGCUGGGCGCCCUGCUGCACUUCUACUGCCCUCAGCUGCUGUCUCUAGAGGAUGUUUGUCUUAAGGAGAACAUGACUCUGGGUGAGCGACUCUACAACCUGCAGCUCAUACAGGACUUCUGUAAGGACAACCUGAACAGCUGCUGCCACUUCAGCCUGGAGGACAUGCUCUACGCCUCCUCCACCAUCAAGAGUAACUUGUUGGUGUUCAUGGCAGAGCUGUUCUGGUGGUUUGAGGUGGUUAAGCCGUCUUUUGUUAAACCAAGAAUGAUGGACAAUGAAGGCACAGAGCCUUCAUCCUUGUUGAAGAAUAUGCCAGCCGUCCAUAUCUCCAAGGCAACCAAGAGAAGUUUCAUGGAAAGACCUCCAAGUCCUGAAAGGCCCAAUUUACCUCUUCGGCCACAGCCUCGAAUUUCAGGAGAGAUCAAAAGGUCAACCUCGAUGUCCUUUGUGGAUGGCAACCUUGGCACAUGGCCCAAGGAGAAAAGGUCUGGACCUUAUGGGGUGUCGUUUGACAUCCCCUUUGACAAAGACAACUCUGAUCCCGCCCCGCUCUCCUCCACUCGUGGCAUGGUCAGAUCCAUCAGCACCGAUGAUGGUUCUGGUUUCAAAGUCCACCACAUGUCCCGUGGAAUGAAACGCAACUUGUCUUUCCAGCCGGUGAAUGGUCAGAGUAUUGGGAUCGAGGAAGAAGGCUGUCCAGACAGCCUUGCGGGCAUGGAGCCCAGCAGGCGACAGUUCACCAACAGACAUGGAAGUAACACAGGAACGGCUCCUUCCUUGGAGGAAGCUCUCCACAUCGUCAACAGGCCACCUGUAGAGGGCAUCAACAAUGGGUUUUUUUUGCACGGUCAGGCCCAUGGAGCUGGUGUUGGCUGCUUGGACCCGGUGUCAGAGCUGGACUCUAAAGAAACUUUGAGCACCACGGACACAGCAGAGGUUGACACUGGCAUCCACAUUCGAACAGAAGACAUGCUGGAUGAAGACUCCUCUCUGAAGGACUGCUCUGUGAACAUGGACCUCGAUAUGGACACACCAAGUCCCGGUACGAGCAGUCAGAUCAAAUCCCCCUCCGCAGCCAAAAUGACCAGCUUUGCUGAACAGAAAAUGAGGAAGCUCAGUCCAUCAGCGGCAGAUUCAGGCAGAGGCAGCAGCAACUCCAUGAAGACAACUCCAGAAGGUUCUGAGUUUGGCCUUCCGCUAUCUGUGUCCUGGGCACCCACCCCUGAGCACAGCCCCACUCAUCAACAAACCAUGCCCACUGUAACCUUUCAGGCUUCAGCCAAACCUAUCCAGCUCCCACCCAACGACCCAGCCCAAGUUAUGGCCACAGAGAUGGUCCAGCUGAGGAUGAGGCUCGAAGAGAAACGGAAAGCCAUUGAAGCACAGAAGAAGAAAGUUGAGGCCGCUUUUACGAGGCAUCGGCAAAAGAUGGGCCACUCAGCCUUUCUAAAUAUGGUGAAGAGGAAAGGUGACGGGGCUUCUAGUGGGGAGGAGGGUGUAAAAGUGGAUGGAGAAGGAAAGUCAGGAACCACAAGUCCAGUGUUUAAAUUUGGAAGGAGCAAGACAGACACACCUGAUGGGGCGGAGCAAAGAAGCACACCCUCUUGUUGGCAGAAGACACCAGGUGCAGGUGAGGAAGGCGGAAAAAGCCACGCUCAGCUGACUGAACUGGAUCUUGCAGAAUAUACGCGUUCUAUUGACAAGCUCAACCAUUCCUUAGCUUUCCUCCAGGCUGAGAUGCAGCGUCUAUCUCAGCAGCAGGAGGUGAUCAUGGCCAUGAGGGAGCACCAACACCAGCAGGCUUGGGUCAUACCUCCUCCCCACACAAACCCUUCCCCACAAAAGCACACUCGAGCUGUCAUCCGAUCUUCAGGACCCUCCUCUCCUGCCGACUCGCCUCAUUCCACCCGUCGCUCUCCAACCAGCAUCAAACGAAAAUCUGCCUCCUUCCACUCCCGAAAUCCUCGCACCGCCCGACCCAACGAGCUCAAGUUGGCUCCAUACAGUCGAGUCCUGACCGCCCCGCAGUCCGUGGACAGCAUCCCGAGACUUCGGCGGUUUUCUCCUUGUCAGCCUCUGGCAAGUUCUUUCCUUUACAUGGGGGAGAAGCCAGCAGCUGCUUCUCCAGAGGCGGUAGUCCUAGAUGGGGACCAUGACAAGGACGCAGAAUCGCUCCUGUUCCCAGACAAAGAGCUGGCAACUAUGUGUGGACCCAACUCACUCCCCAGCACACCCAACCGGAACGCCAAAAGAAAACAAUCUGAAAUGGAUGCAAAUGGCCAAGAAACUGAGACGCAGUCAAAGCCUUCUGAUAUGGAAACACAAAAGCAGCAGGACACAGUUCAGAAACUAUUUGGAGAACUAAAACCUACCAUAGAGUCAUCAUUCCCAGAGGUCUUGGCUCAUCCUGUGGUGGAAACUUUCACAGUGACACCUACAGAGAUCCCUUUUAAGCCAGAACCUUCUGUCAAAGGCAGCCUGAUUGAGGUUCCCCUGUCAGUGGUGAAGCCGCUGGAGGAUUUAAUAAUCGAUGAUGUGUUGGAGAUGGACCAGGACAACACAGAGAGUUUGGAUGAUGAACAGAAAAUGUGCCGCGGUUUCUUCUUCAGGGAGGAUGGAAAAGCAGAAGGAAACAUGGCACAGAAGAGGGCUGCUCUGCUGGAGAAAAGGAUGAGAAGAGAAAAAGAGAAUCAGCUGAGGAAGAGUCAGCUGGAGGCAGGGAUGGAGCAGAAGAAAGAGGAAGCUCGACUGAAAGCAGAGGAGGAGCGAAUCAGGAAGGAGGAGGACAAGGCCAGGAAGGAGUUCAUCAAGCAGGAGUACCUCAGGAGGAAGCAGCUAAAGCUGAUGGAGGACAUGGACACCAUCAUCAAACCAAGAUCAGCUGGUGGGGCCAAGCAGAGGCGAGGCCGACCCAAGUCCAUCCACCGUGACAGCAUAGACUCCCCAAAGACCCCUGUCCGAGCUGCCACAGGUUCACGACAGCGUGUCUUUUCAGUCUCCAGCUUGUCCCUCGCCUCCCUCAACCUGGGUGACAGCGACAGCGUUCAUUCUGAAAAGAGGGCGCCGAGGAGUUCUAGUUUAGCUUCUAGCACUCUCUUCUACUUUCUGAGCGCUCCUAAACUGAGAAGGAGGACGGAUUCUGCAAAUGGCUUCCUGUCUCCAAGUCACUCCAGCAGCAGGAAUGGGGAAAAGGACUGGGAAAACGGCUCCACCACCUCGUCUGUUACCUCCAACACCGAGUACACUGGACCGAAGCUGUACAAGGAGCCCAGUGCAAAAUCCAACAAACACAUCAUCCAGAAUGCUCUUUCCCACUGCUGCCUCGCAGGCAAGGUCAAUGAGGGGCAAAAGAACAAGAUCCUGGAGGAAAUGGAAAAAUCAGGGGCCAACAACUUCUUAGUUCUGUUCCGGGAUUCCGGCUGCCAGUUCCGAUCUCUCUACACGUACUGCCCCGAGAUGGAGGAGAUCAACAGGCUGGCGGGCAUCGGCCCCAAGAGCAUCACUCGCAAGAUGAUCGACGGACUCUACAAGUACAACUCGGACAAGAAGCAGUUCAGUCAGAUACCCGCUAAAACCAUGUCGGCGAGCGUGGACGCUGUCACCAUCCACAACCACCUCUGGCAAACCAAGAAGCCAGCCACCCCUAAAAAAGUUGUGCCUGCGCAUUCGUAAUGGAGCUCCGUAACCCUCACCAUCUCCAUCUCAGUUUGCACUUCACUGUACAUACCCAUGAAGAUUCCAACACCUGCAAUGCCAGUUCAGUGAAUGCAUAGAUGUGUUUUUAUCCUGUCACAGCAUUCCUGUCCUUGUUUAUCCAGAACACUAACGACUGGAGGUGACGGGGGAAACCAUGCCGAUCAACUGGAAUGUAAAAUGAUGUAAUCGUGUGUUUUUAGAGAUCGACAUGUUGUAGUCUGUUCAUAUGUGAGUGCCGUCUUUGUUCUUUUAAGGUGCCAAACGUCAAAAACAAGACAGUAUGAAUGCUAGGACUUUCAACACGGUACACUGAAUGUUUUCAGCUCGUGUGCAGAUUGAGUUUCGUUUGUGUUUCCCUGUUGGUGUCUGGCCUUAUGCACAUUUUAUUUUUCUGUGUGGGUGUAAAGCAGAGGAUUUUUUUGUAACGGUUUGUUUAUUAGGAAACAGAACUCCAAAGGGCCAAAAGGCUAAUUGCAUACAGCUAGCAUUAGCCACAUGAUUUGUGUGUGCUCAGCUCAACAAAGCCAAGCGGUUUCAGCUUUUAUCAGAACCCCGUCUGAAGAUCACUGCAGAUUACUGGAUCUCCACCUGCAGAGGAGUCGCAAUAGGAUGAUCGAUGUGGAGUGACUUUUUAAUGUGCAAGCAUUCUGGGGAUUUAUAGUUCUUGUAAUAAAUGUCUCGCUGUCUGUUGCAUUUAGGUCUGAUCAUCGUUCGUUAGAGGGAGGAUUUAACCCGCGGGUUCAUUUGGACUAAAUCAGCCAAAAGGGUUAAGGUUCAGUGUUUUAGCAGCUGUUUCACAGCAGCACCUCAGUAUUAGUAUACCGAUUGAUCAUGCUACUUGCAGCAUGUAGUAAAUAAAGAUGAUGAACAAUCACCUGCGGGUAUGAGUGGAGUUAAAGGAAUAUUUCUUUUACAUAAUUACUGAAUUCAAUUCCACAAGAUUUAAAUGUAGUAGUAGGAUGCAUCCUGAAGGCAUCAGAUUGUAGUUUGCUUAGACGAACUAGAUUUCAGUUUUAGUUCAAUCUUUUAGGAAUUUAAAGUUGUCAUCAGAAUCCACCAGGAAGAAUUUUGUUUUAAUGUAGGUGUGUGUGUGUUUCAGCAGCACCUUUCAGCUUUUCCUAACUAUGUCAGUUUCCUGCUGGUGCUGCUGGAGAUUGUCUUUGGUAAAAAUUCUUGUAAUAAUUCAAAGCAGAAUAAGUGAUGUGGAUCCUCACUGCUGCAUACGGGUAGAGACUCGCCGUCGGGUUUCAUUGGUGUAAGUAAUCGUGCCAAUUCUGCUACAGAAUGUAGUUAUUGUUUUAUUGGGGGGGUAUUUAUGAUCUACAAUGAGAAUGUUUUUGAAGAUCCGAUCUCAGAGAGAAAGCUCUGUCCACCGUUUGGUUCAGGCCAAAUUAAAAACUAAUUUAAAGUGUAAUGAGUCUGUAUGUUACGUUGGUGAGCUUUCUGUUCACUAUGGUUCCUUUGUUUUUGUCCAGUGCUAUGCUGUCAUUCAACAUACUGCAGGUAUGCCAUUUUAUUUUUGGAUUCUUUUGUUUUUGCAUUUAAUAAAUUGAAGCAUGGCCUCAGUGCGUA